Aspergillus calidoustus is the source of this 1338-nucleotide messenger RNA. Lineage: Eukaryota; Fungi; Ascomycota; Eurotiomycetes; Eurotiales; Aspergillaceae. The record is from the annotation of a GenBank genome assembly.
AUGUUGGAGAUUCAGGGCUACGACGGUUCUCACUGUACGAUGAAAGAGAUAGUUCCUUAUUCCUAUCCCGUGUGGCCACAUCGCGUUCGCCACGUUUGGUUCAAUAUGGUCAGGAUCUUCCGCAAUCUACCACCCAUCUUGGAUGAGGGUGGCGUCGAUUCUAUAUUGGAGAAUUCUCAAGCGCUUGUUGAGCUGGGAGAAGAUAUUCUUGCCUCUGAAGUCGUUUCUCGCGCCUUGAACACAGCCUUUCACAAUUUGGAUCAACAAAUGUACCGGCUCAUUGCCCAGGAUCCAAUUGCGUGGGUCAAGCUCGCAGUUCACAUUCAAUCGGGGCCCAUCUUUCAAGAGUCAAUGAUACACCUGCUAGGGAAAUGGGGCCAACUUGAAGAGAAAGAGCGCGAUUUGUUGCCUGCAGACAUUCGCAACAUAUGCAAGCGGAAAAUAGAGGACCUAAACUCAAUCAAAAAGGCCGUCGAGCUGCAAAUCGUGAAUCAUGUCCCUCGCCCACGCUUGGCCACCACUCGUUACCGAGAGGCAAGCAACGCUGCCAUCUGGAUGGUAUUAACCUACUACCACCAGUGGCUUUCACAGGCCUUUGCUGAAGGUCGCAACUUUCGGGCCCGAGACGGAGGAGCAGCCUUCUAUCGUGCUAUUGCGGGCGGAGGCGAUACCUACUUGAACAAAAUUGAGCAGGAGGUCUCUCAUUUUGCCUUUACAGAAAUUGGAGACGAGGGCAGAGAGCUUGAAAGCGACCUGACCGAGCUCAAAAGGGGCAUCAAGGGCGUCGUCUCUGACCUCCUCGUCAAUCAUGCCAAGUACGAUCCUGAGAUCCUGGGCGAGCUUCCAUACCUCACUUGCUAUCACGUCGGAGAGGAGGAGAUGCCUCCCAAGCCAGCAGAGACCGUCAAGUUUAUGUAUCCAGCUGCAGAAAAACAGAUGACCCAUGAAGCCGGCAAUUUCGCGAAUGCCAACUUAGAGCAAAACUUCUUCAACGACCCCAUGUCGAACGGGGUCCAGGUACCCAUGAACAUGAACAUGGUGGGAUACAACGGUAUUGCCAACAAUUUCUACCCUACGAAUGGCACGCAGAAUCACUCCAGUUUCGACGGGACCAACCUUGCCUCGCAGCACUGGGGCUCAAACUGGAGCAAUACUGUCGACUAUUCCGACACCACUCCCCAGCUGCCAAUGGCAUCACUCUCCGACAUGACCACCGCCGUCUAUCAGACUCAACUCGACCACAAUGGCAACUUCGACGAGAUUGAUGUGUUUGGUAUCGUGCCGACCACUGAGACUGGGGAUUAUUCGCAGACUGAUGACGGUACGGCGUUUAUUUGA